Molecule: messenger RNA, 7021 nt
Organism: Myiozetetes cayanensis
Lineage: Eukaryota; Metazoa; Chordata; Aves; Passeriformes; Tyrannidae
Gene: GALNT14
Product: polypeptide N-acetylgalactosaminyltransferase 14
Exons: 15
Coding region: 23-1681 (552 amino acids)
Cellular component (GO): Golgi apparatus
Source: RefSeq, a predicted model, not a curated record
GGACUUUUCCCUCCUCCCGAGGAUGAGGCGGCCGACGCGGCGGCUGGCGCUGUCUCUGAUGGGGGUGCUCUGGCUCGCCGCCCUCCUCCUCUUCUUCUUCGAGGCGCGGAGGAAGUUGGAGGCGGCGGAGCCCGAGGGACACACGCCGGAGGAGUCGGAUGUGGACUGGGACGACCUUUGGGAUCAGUUUGAAGAGCGGAGGUACCUGAGUGCCCGGAGGUGGAAGGGCGGCGAGGACCCGUACCGGCUGCACGCCUUUAACCAGCGGGAGAGCGAGAGGAUCCCCAGUGACCGUGCUGUCCGUGACACCCGCCAUCACAGGUGUACGACUUUGCACUAUGGCCAGGACCUCCCACCAACAAGUGUCAUCAUCACUUUCCACAACGAGGCCAGGUCAACCCUGCUAAGGACAAUUCGGAGCGUGCUGAACCGCACCCCAGUGCACCUCAUCCAGGAAAUCAUACUAGUGGAUGACUACAGUGAUGAUCCUGAUGACUGCCGCUUGCUGGGCCAGCUCCCCAAGGUGAAGUGCUUGCGGAAUGGACGGCGAGAAGGUCUGAUCCGGUCCCGAAUCCGAGGGGCAGAUGUGGCAAAAGCAGGUGUCCUGACCUUUCUGGACAGUCACUGUGAGGUGAAUAAGGACUGGCUGCUCCCUCUGCUGCAGAGGAUCAAAGAGGAUCCCACCCGAGUGGUCAGCCCCGUGAUUGACAUCAUCAACUUGGACACUUUUGCUUAUGUGGCGGCAUCCUCAGACCUGAGAGGAGGUUUUGACUGGAGUUUGCAUUUCAAAUGGGAACAGCUUUCCCCGGAGCAGAAAGCCAAAAGACUUGAUCCCACCGAACCCAUUAAGACACCCAUCAUUGCUGGAGGGCUGUUUGUGAUCGACAAAGCCUGGUUCAACCACCUGGGGAAAUAUGACAGUGCCAUGGACAUCUGGGGUGGGGAGAACUUUGAAAUCUCUUUCCGUGUGUGGAUGUGUGGAGGGAGCCUGGAAAUCAUCCCCUGCAGCCGUGUUGGGCAUGUCUUCCGGAAGAAACAUCCAUACGUCUUUCCAGAGGGAAAUGCCAAUACAUACAUUAAAAACACCAAGCGCACCGCGGAGGUGUGGAUGGAUGAGUUCAAGCAGUACUACUACGCAGCUCGUCCCGCAGCCCAGGGGAGGCCUUAUGGAAAUGUCCAGAGCAGAGUGGAGCUGCGGAAGAAGUUGAAAUGCCACAGCUUCAAGUGGUACCUGGAAAACGUUUAUCCUGAACUUCGGAUUCCCGAGGAGUCACUCUAUCAAACUGGGAUGAUCAGGCAAAGACAGAGCUGCCUGGAGUCACACAAGUCUGAAGACCAAGAGCUCCCCAUCCUGAGCUUAAAUCCUUGUAACAGCAGCAAGGGCACAGUAGCAAAGGCACAGGAGUGGACAUACACGUACAACCACCAAGUUCGCCAGCAGCAGCUGUGUUUGUCUGUGUACACUCUCUUCCCUGGUUCCCAGGUGCUGCUGUCACCUUGUAAAGAGGGUGACAACAAGCAGCGAUGGGGUAAAGUUGGGUCACACAUUGAACACAUAGCCUCACGCUUCUGUUUGGACACUGAGACGAUUGGGGACAUGAAUGAAAGUAUUAAAGAGCUUGUCAUCAACCCUUGUGAGAGCACAGCCAUGAGUCAGCGCUGGGACAUGGUGAUGUCUUGACCUGCUGGAGGAGGCGCACGGCAGGGACGGGCACUGAGAUGUUGCUACGCGCAGCCAAGAUGCACCAGCCGGAGCUCAAAUGCAAAACCAUUGGGGGUCCUUGUGUGCUGUGGGACAGAAGGAGAAUCAUUCAAAUAAGAAUGGGACACGGCACUCCAAGUUGAACAACGCAUUUUGACUCUGAGACAUGCAGCUGGCAUUGGCCUGUUGGCAGUCAUACAGGCAGAGAGAAAGGAUGGCUAAAAAACAAGCUUGAAAUGUUUUAGAGGGAUACUGGGGCUCCUGCAAUAGGCUGUACAGAACUUCAGUGUGCACAGUAUUGGUUAAUCCACCUGGAAACACAGGCAGAAGAGCCUUGAAGACCAAAGGGAAAUUUGGACUGAGCAAAGCAAGCAUCUCAAUAGCUUUUGAGGGUUGAGGUGGGAUGUGCCAAGGGAUGCUAAGAAACAUCUCCAGGGAUCAAGUGGAAAACACUGAUUUAUCUUUGCACUUUUUAUUGCUGUGGAUGUUUUUGUCUCUGCAGACAGCAUGGGUGGAGCCAUGUUGCACGUUUGAAUUUGUACCUAAUCCACGUACAUGUUGUGUAUACAGAGGCAGAGCAGACAUUUAUGUCUGUGGCCAGGAUCAGAACAGCAAGUAGUGGGGGAAUCCUGCUUUGUGCUAACUGCACAUGGGGCUUGUUGAAUCUCCAAAGCCCAAGCAAACAGAGGAUUCAGUGUGUGAGAUUAAAGGAUAUAAACUGCUGUGAAGCUGGGAGGAAAUGCAGUAACAUGAUUAUUUCUUCUCUCUGGAGGCCAUGGGUCACUGAAAACUCCCCUAUAAUCUCUCUGUGUGUCUCUCACUGCUUCAGAUCUGGACUAAAUCAAAUUUUCACUUUUAUUCCAUAAAAGUAAUAUUUUUGGUAAUUGAAGGUAAUUGUGUCAUAUUUCUGUUUCUCAAUUUCCAAACUACAGAAGAGGGGACUGCCAUGAAGUGCUGCUACUGAAAGAAUGGUGAAGGUAAUUAAAAUUAGAGACUGCUCUGAGAAAGGAAAAGGGAUAUUACCUGGUUUUACUUCCAAGGUAUCUUGUAGUCCAAGACAUGAAGUAUUGAAGAAAAGGUUUGGGAUUCCCCAAUCAUACUGUGAGCAGGGAAGUCUUUGUCACGAUGUACCUCUCUCUCAAAGUCAUUUAACAUAGGCAGACCUGGCAGAAAUGAUUUCUUCUGCUUUUGGAGAUAAGUCGUUAACCGGAGGUCAUGGUAAGUGCUAUCAGUAUGUGGGAGUGAGGUGCGACUGCCAAAGGAGAAUUGCACAGAUGACCUCAGAAAGGGUCUUAGGCAUAGAAGACUGGAAGGUCCUUUCUAGCCUGUCUUUCAGGGCAGCUGCCACUACAGCAACAGGUAACAGGCAAUGGAUCACCAAGAGCUGUGCACACAGCUCUUGUGUAGUAAAAACUCUCAGAGAACUUUCUCAGGACUGUCAACGAGAUUUGAAAAAGAAAAAUAUAGUUUGUGUCUCUAAAAAUGCUAGGGUUUAAUGAAAAUCUUAUCCUUUGUUUCCUGUGCUGCAACCUGUAGGUAAAAUACCAUAAGCUUUAAGCCUUCAAGUGCUCUCAGCAUCCCUUCUUGAAUAAAUUGCUGGCUUUCAGGAUUUUACUGCCUCAGUUUCUCCUCCCUCAGUGCUGGGAGAAAGCCAUAUGUGUAAAUCUCCCUGGCUUUAGAGGCAGAAGCAGUAUGUACAAAAGGUCGCAGUGCAAAAUGCUUUUCAUGUGCUGCAGUGAUUACUAACCUCAUCAAGCUCCCCUGGUGCAAGCCUCAAGGGCCUCUGUUAUGAAAGGGCUGGAGCAAGCUGUCAUUUCAUGGUGGGAGGCGGCAUUGUUUCCAUGCCACCACUUUGCAAAGGAGACAAGGGGAAGCACUUAUAAAAUGGAAUGGACCCGCUUCAAAAAGAAGGGCAGUGACCUUGGGCUUCUUCUCUUUAAUUGAACAGGGAAAUAUCACACCUACUUCUCACAAUAGUGGUGACAGGCAAGUGGUAGUAAUUCCCAGUCUAGUGCUUACAAGGGAAAGAAGCUCCCAGGAGCUUGAAGCUUAACACGUUCACACCUGUACUGUGCCUACAGCCUGGGACUGCCCAGCUGCUGGCACUUUGAUUCUGAAAAUCUUGGCAUUAGUUUUGAAGUUCAGCACCUGCCAGGUAUACUGAGCAGGACCUCAGACCUAUCUAGCUUUACUGUUUUCCAGCAAAGCUGAAAAUACCCGUUCUGCUGACAGCCAAAGCUCUCUAUAAACAGGUAAUGCUCUUUGCCUUAGCAGAAACAGCUACCUCACUACAUGGGUGUGUGCUUGAGCACAGGGACCCGUGGGACCUGCAGGGAUGUAUUCUAGGAAGGAAUUGUUUGACCAGCUUUUCAUCUCUCUUGCUUUUUGCAAAACACAAAUGCUGUACCAAAUCCCUCCUAUUCCAAAACAUGCACUAAGGUGAUCACUUUGAACAUGUUUGGGGUCAGUGGAAGGCAGGCAGUGGGGAGGGUGACAUCAGGAAUGGUGUCCCCUACUAGAGAGUAGCAAGUAAGUUCGGGUAAGUCUCUUGCAGGCCAAAAAGCCACCUAACAGACCUGGAUAAAGCAGCCCCUUGGCAAGCUGGUGAUUGUGUCUCACACAUAUAUCAGCUGUAACCCGUAGGCUACGACUUAUUUCAUGGUCCAAGAAAUGAGAUUAUCCCUAUGGAUCAGCAAUGUUUUCGGAGAAGCCUGAGAGUAUCAGCCUAACUCCUGGGAAGGUUUAUAUAAGCUGGCAAUGCUCUGGCAGCCUCCAGUGUCAGCCCCACUGUGGCAUUUAGCAAAUCUGCUUAAUAUCCCUGCAAAGAGACCUCGCAUCAUGUCAGGGGAAAGGUUAACUGCUGCUGAAAUCCAGCUCGUACCUUUAGGUUUAUUUCACUUAUUAAAACAGACUGAAGACAGAUUUUUGCUUUGUAUUUGUUCCUUGUGUAGGCCUUUAUUAUCAUGCUGUGAACAGAUAAAUGUGACUGAUAGGUAUCUAGAUGGGCUCCCAUGCCAAUACUUCUUAAGCCCUAAUGUCAUGUGGUAGUAAUGCUUUUUGGUGACAUUUUGCACUGCCUUGAAAGAAAAUAAGAUAAGGUAGAAAAUAUGAUUCUAAUCCUGGCUGUUGAGCUUUGUGACAGCCUUUAUGAUCUCCAAGUAAGUCACUUCUUGUGCUUUGGGAAAAGUAGAUUCAGAACAGGAAACUUGGGGCUAGAACUACUACUGGCUUUAAAGAGCCAAUUAAGGCUGAAAAAAACCCAAAACCAAACAAAAAACCCCAAACAAACAACCAAACAACCAACCAAAAAAAAACCCCACCAGAAAAAAACCCAAACAAAAACUCAAAAAAGCACCUCCCCUUCCCUUGUGAAGGAGACUCAUGUUCCACUGACAACAAAUCUAUCUGGCUUUAGUUGGGCUGGAGAAGUCUUGCAGUCCUUAUGUUGCUGCUAUGUGAUUUCCGGGUAUUUUAAUGCUCAUCUUCUCUCUAUGUAUCAGUGAGUACCAUAAGAUAACAACAAAAAUCAUCAGUGCUUGGAACCUCAGGUUACAACACGGUGAGGUAGUAAUUUAAUAGUAAAGAGAUGGAAACUGAAUUCAGAGGUUUUGAUUAUCCAACAAUGCAACAGGAAAAUAGGGCUGAUGGGUGAAGACUGGUGGUUCAAGACAAGCAGCAGCCCUGAGUGCUAAUCCCUUCUUCUGCUUCUAGGAUUGGCUUGGGAUAGCUUACUUCAUUUCCCUGCCACAGUUUCCCAAACUUUUAGUGAAGACUGAAUGUUUUGAACAGAGAGAAAACCAAGGAUUAGUUUUUGUUGCAUGCAAUUCCAGCAGUACUGGACUGGCAGUCUCUAGAUCUAGUAGCUCCAUGAACCCUUUCUAUCUGCCUGAAGAGGCUCUGAUUCAGAUGGAGUUAAUUUUCUUCCUAACAGCCUGUAAUGUCCUGUGUUUUAGACUGGUGACCAAAACAGUGUUGAUAACACACCACAGUAUUUUAGUUUGAUAACACACCACAAUGUUUUAGUUAUUGCUGUGCCUGCACAGUGUCAAGGCCUUCAUCUCUCACUCUGCUAGGUAGCAAGUAGGCUAGGGCUGGGGAAGAGGGUUGGGAGGCAACACAGCUGAGACAGCUGACCCAAACUGACCAAAGACACAUAUCAUACCAAAUAAUGUGACACUCAGCAAUAAAACUGGGGGGGAGUUUUGCUUUGGGAGGUGUUACUUAGAGACCUGAUUGGGCAUCAGUCUGCAAGUGGUGAGUGACCGCCUUUGCGUCACUUGGUUGUUUUUGUUUUCUUUCAUUUUCCUUCACUCAUUAGACUGUCUUUAUCUUUACCCACAAGUUUUUUAUUUCACUUUUGCCCUUUUAAUUCUUUCUCCCAUCCCAUUUGGCAGGGAGUGAGGGAGUGUCUGGGUAGGGGCUUGCCAGACAAGGUCAGCCCGCCACACUGCCCUAAACCAACCAGGGUCUGUAGUGUAUCAGGAUUCAAGGCUCAUAGUCUGAUCACAACUGUGCAAUAGAAUCUGCGUUGCUCAAAUUUCAGAUCUUAAAAUCUCUAGUGAAGAGCUAUGAGCUAGGAUUGUUGGUAGAAGUGGUAAAGGAAGGAAGGUCAAGCAGAUUGCACACAAGCAGCAGAAGAAACUGUAGCUCAUUAAUGUGCUGGCUAAAUUAAUUUUGAAUAAUCAGUCCAGCUCCAGUUUUAAUAUGCAGCUGCUUUAGAUGGCCAAAGAGUAAUCUAAACCUGGUAUGAGUGUCCAGCUUUUGUUGAGACUUAAGUGGAAUUUUCCCAGAUUUAUGGAUGUUUUCUAAAUGUCCACUGUUCUGUUAUUCGCUGGAAGUGCCUUCAGAACCCUGUAAGAAUAAAAACCUGUUGCAAGCUACCACCUCUCCAACUGAGUCUAAUUAAGUUUCAAGUUGAGCUGCAUUGUAGCUUAGAGCUGAUGAAAAGCAACAUGUAAAUUUGCAGGUAAGAAUGCUGCUUUUGUGGUGUAGGGGGCCGUUUUGUUUCCUGUGGUAUUAUUUGGGCUCUGAAGUAAUCCAAGCUGGUUGAGUGUGAUGUACAAAAGAAAACAUGACUGAGUUUCAAGGCUGGGUUUUGCAUAAGCACUCAUCUAGUAAUUAUCUAUCAGCUGUCCAUCACAAUGAGUAAUGUCUCUCAUUUUCCUGUGAUUUAUAUGAAAGAAGUGUCCUGACAAGAUAUUGCUACUGUACAGAGUUAAAUUCAGUUGAAAACCAACCAACCAACCAACCAAGGAGGAAAAAAAGGAGAAAGAAUGUUGAUAGUUUGUAUGUAACUUGAUACAUGCAAUAAAAGAAAGA